GACAUCAGCGGUGGAGGGUAGCAACAGUUGCCUCGAGACCCUGUCGCGCCAUAGUGACUGUAGCCGUGGAUACAGUUACUUACCAACGGAGCAACACUCAGCAACAGCAGCCGCAGCAUCUGGAGGUCACAGCGAGUGGGAGAGAGGGGAAACAGAGCAGAACUUUUCUCAAAACUAAGCAUGCAGAGCUCAGAGGGAGGGUCAGAUGCCACGACCAGUGUGGCAACACUGCGGACAUCAUCAUCAGCUCAGGCUCCUGUUGUACAGCCAGUUCCGGCAUCUCAGCAGAGGGUGCUGGUACAAGCCACAGGCUCAGCUCAGAAGGGAGGACAAGUACAGCCUCUUUCAGCACCAAGAGUGCAACAGGGCUCUCAGCAGGUCCAGUCGGUGCAGCAUGUCUAUCCAUCACAGGUCCAGUAUGUCGGGGAAAGUGGCGAUGCAGUUUACACCAAUGGAACAAUCCGCACAGCUUACUCUUACAAUCCAGAGGCCCAGCUGUACGGCCAGAGCAGUGGAGGCCCCUACUUUGACUCACAGGGUGGCAGUGGUCAUGUCACCACGGUGGUGUCCUCGGCCAGUGGUGGCGUUCCAUCCCACAGCAUGGUGGGCAUCACCAUGGACGUGGGCAGCAGCCACAUCAUCUCCAGCGGAAGCACCUACUUAAUCCACGGAGGGAACAUGGAAGCAGGCCGAAACCAUAUUUCUCACUCCUCCCGCUCCUCCUCGGCUAUGCUUGAAAUGGCGAUUGAAAACCUCCAAAAGUCUGAGGGAAUUGCGAGUCACAAAAGCAGCCUGCUCAACAGCCAUCUCCAGUGGCUGCUGGAUAACUACGAGACAGCGGAGGGGGUAAGUCUGCCCCGCUGCUCCCUCUACAACCAUUAUCUAAGGCACUGCCAGGAACAGAAACUAGAUCCGGUCAAUGCGGCCUCCUUCGGCAAGCUCAUCCGCUCUGUCUUCAUGGGCCUCAGGACCCGACGCCUCGGAACCAGAGGAAACUCAAAGUAUCAUUACUACGGUAUCCGAGUGAAACCAGACUCUCCGCUAAACCGGCUGCAGGAAGACACGCAGUACAUGGCCAUGAGGCAGCAGCCAGUCCACCAAAAGCAGAGGUUCAAGCCUCUCCAGAAGGUGGAUGGGAUGUCGGACAGUCUGUGCGGGAGCUCUCAGCACUGCACUAACGCUCCAGAGCAGUCGGUGGCAGCACAACACCAUUUGCAGUACAUUGACACGUCCCACUCCCUGCCUCCAUUUCCGUCUCCUGACCUCGGCGCCCAGCCUCUUCCUGAGCGAAUCAGCUUGAACGACAUAAAGAAGCUGCAGACGCUCUACAGAGCGCACUGUGAGGCGACGCUGGAUGUGGUGAUGAACCUCCACUUCCACCUCAUCGAAAAACUGUGGCAGAAGUUCUGGUAUUCAACGCUGCCAUCUAGUGACGGAAACACGGCGAUGAACAGCGACGACGACAUAGACGCAGUGAUUCCGCGCGACAAGCUGCUGUGUCUCUGCAAGUAUGAGCCGAUCCGACUGUGGAUGCGGAGCUGCGAUCACAUCCUGUACCAGGCGCUGGUGGAGAUCCUGAUCCCCGACGUCCUGCGACCCGUCCCCAGCACGCUCACUCAGGCCAUCCGGAACUUUGCCAAGAGUCUGGAGGGCUGGCUGACCAACGCCAUGACCAACUUCCCUCAAGAAGUCAUCCGCACCAAGGUGGCCGUGGUCAGCGCCUUUGCACAAACCCUGAGGAGAUACACCAGUUUGAACCACCUGGCCCAGGCAGCCCGAGCUGUCCUCCAGAACACCUCGCAGAUCAACCAGAUGCUGUCCGACCUCAACCGGGUGGACUUUGCUAACGUUCAGGAGCAGGCCUCCUGGGUCUGCCAGUGUGACGAGAACAUGGUCCAACAUCUGGAGCAGGACUUCAAGGUCACCCUGCAGCAGCAGAGCUCUCUGGACCAGUGGGCCACCUGGCUGGACAACGUGGUGUCUCAGGUCCUGAAGCCGCACCAGGGGAGUCCCACUUUCCCCAAAGCUGCUCGUCAGUUUCUGCUCAAGUGGUCCUUCUACAGCUCCAUGGUGAUCCGGGAUCUGACUCUGCGCAGUGCCGCCAGCUUCGGCUCCUUCCACCUGAUCCGCCUGCUGUAUGACGAGUACAUGUUCUACCUGGUGGAGCACCGAGUGGCCCAGGCCACUGGGGAGACUCCCAUCGCUGUCAUGGGAGAGUUCAGCGACCUGACCUCCAUGGUGCCGUCGCUCAUGGAAAAGGACGCUUCCUUCUCUGAUGAGAUGAGCGACUUGGGCAGCGACGCCGAUGUGUCCAGAGGUUCGACUGAACCAGCCGUCAAGAGAGAGCGCAUCGAGCUGAGCCACCCGCUGCAGGAGAUGUGAACUUCCAGCACAAGGUCUUGUUUUGGAUGUAAAUAGACGGUGAUGGUAGCAAACCUUUAGGAAGCUUUUUUUUUUUUUAAACUGUCAGCAUCACAGGUGUGGUUCUGUGCUCGCUCUGUGAUGGACUUGGUGCAUUACUUUUCUAUUGUAACUCCUCUUCAUGUCUUAACUAGCCGUGCCAUCGUGUCUUUUGAGUGCCUUAGAUUGCUAAACCACCAGUGCAGACGUCCUCGGUCGUGCCUCCUCCUCCUCAGUAUGAAUGUAUCGCCUCUGACCUUCAGAACACCUUCAGCCUGGGCCGGCUCAUAUCCUCAGCGAGGGCUGCUGGGUGACCUUUAAAGGACCUCCUCGUCGGUCGGUUAAUGGCUAAGACGUUGAAGUUUACCUCAGAUAACUGUUUAUAAAUAAAUGUUUUGUUCACCUCUGAUUCAGCAGCAGUGCAAACUCUCAUUGUCAUGGUGAUGCUCUCGUUUCACAGUGACACCUUAUCCGAUAAGUCUUUAGGGCUCCUACAGUUUGGGAUCCACAAAAAAGGAAAUGACUUCGGAGCCAUAACAUGGUUGUGGCUCCACUUGCCAGCAGCUUUAACCCUUGGUCAAAAUAAACGCUGUUAGAUCUCACAUUCUAACUUGUAAGAGAAAAUUGUCUUUUACAUUUUUAUACCCCCAGUUUGGGUUUUUUUAACCUUCAAACCAGCAGUCCAACUCUGACUCUGUUUUUCUUCACGGCCAAAUGUGUGGAGGAACAGUAUUGUGAAUGAGUAGCCAAAAUACGGAGAACUUGACUCCUUGCUGCUUCACCAACGGGAGCAUCGUCAUGUCUUUGUGACUUGCAGUAAAGGUUCAAGGAGACAUUUCAUUACAUCCUUGAAACCAAUCGAUCAGCUCGAAAUGUCAAACAAGUCUCUCAGUUUUUAUUUUCCAAGUGUGUGUGGACCUUUAACAUGAACAUUUAACUCAGUUUUUAGUCCAAAACAAUUCCAGGACCGAUAUAAAAUAGUUUGCGCGUGUUCUUGUUUCAACCACCCCCCAAAAAUCUCUUCAGUCUGACUGAAUCCCAAAAUCGAUGUAUUGAGUUGUUCCAAAAGUUGAUCAAUAUAUUUAUGACUUGUGUGUCCCUCAUGACAAAGAUGUCGUAGCUAUUGUGCCUGUUGCCGUCAAGUGCUUUGAAGAAAGGAAAAAAAAGUUUUUAUGUGUAAUUUGUAACGUUUUGUAAUGUUUUAGAUCACCGUCGGAUGAUCCCGUUUUAUUGAUAUGAUGAAACCGGAACUUUAUUUUUGUGUAUUUUGAAGUCGUUCACUGUCACACACAGAUGGGACGACGUUUGCCCUGGAUAGUCGUAUUUUGGUCACAACGUGAAACAAAUAAACUGGUG
Molecule: messenger RNA, 3756 nt
Organism: Synchiropus splendidus (mandarinfish)
Lineage: Eukaryota; Metazoa; Chordata; Actinopteri; Syngnathiformes; Callionymidae
Gene: rfx2
Product: regulatory factor X, 2 (influences HLA class II expression)
Exons: 18
Coding region: 181-2382 (733 amino acids)
Biological process (GO): regulation of transcription by RNA polymerase II
Cellular component (GO): nucleus
Molecular function (GO): DNA-binding transcription factor activity, RNA polymerase II-specific; RNA polymerase II cis-regulatory region sequence-specific DNA binding
Source: RefSeq, a predicted model, not a curated record